AUGGGUCUCCUCUCGACAGUCCUUAGACGAUCUCACUUUCGUUUUCUCGGUCUUCUUUUUGUUCUCAUUUCAUGCUCUCUCCUCUUCCUCUCUUGGACCUCGAGCGAACGCCUAGAUUUUGAUUCUUCGUUCGGCGACCACGACGAUCUGCCACGACAUCGUUUCGCUUGGACAAAGCCCCCAUCGCGCCCAUGGAAACAUAACCACGCUGAUGGAGAGAAAUGGGAUAUCGCGGACACACCACCGGCGCAGCUGAACACGACUGAAGGCGUGUGGGAGGAUAGGGCGGAUAAAGUCAGACAGGCGUUCUUACACGCGUACCGGUCGUACGACGAAUGUGCGAGAGGUGCGGACGAGUUGUUGCCUCUCACCUGUACGGGGACCAAAAAUUUCAAUGGAUGGGGUGUGACUCUUGUUGAGGCUCUCGAUACGAUGUGGGUUAUGGGCCUCUACGACGAGUUCGGAGAUGCCUUGUCUGACGUUGCGCAGAUGGACUUCGGAAUGGCAGAGAACGAGCGCGCACCUUUCUUCGAAACCGUGAUUCGUUACCUUGGCGGCCUUCUCUCCGCCUACGCUCUCUCAGGCGAAGCCAUCUUCGUCGUCCGAGCCGACCGUCUUGGCGCGGCGCUCUUGCCCGCGUUCGACACUCCGUCUGGGUUCCCCACGUACAGCGUGAACACCGAAACCGGUGCAACUGGCUCAAGUUGGGUUCCCGGUGCUGCGUUUUGGGCGGAGGUCUUCUCUUGUCAAUUGGAGUAUAAAUAUUUGGCAUAUCUAACUGGAAAGAAAGAAUACUAUGAGCGUGCCGAGAAUCUCAUGCAGAGAUUGUAUACCGCCAAUACGGAUGGCACUGGUGGGCUCUAUCCCACCAAGUGGAAAACCUCCAGUGGGGAACCGAUGAACGAUCAGGUCUCCGUGGGAGCCUUGGCCGACAGCGGGUAUGAGUACCUCUUGAAACAGUAUCUUCUCUCUGGACGCACAGAUAUACAAGCUCGUGAUGCCUACAUAAGAUCCGCAAACCUCAUCAUCUCCAACCUCCUGUUCGUGACCCCCGACCGCGGCCUUCUCUACGUUACCGAUGCCAGUGGAAUCAAACAAAUUCCCUCGCACACAAUGGAACACCUCUCCUGUUUCCUCCCUGGACUCUUCGCCCUCGGCGUCCACACUCUGGGGGAUUUGCUCACCCCAGCGGAGAGGGAACUCCAUAUGUGGGCUGCUCGUGGAUUAGGUCAAACAUGCUAUAUCAUGUACGCGGACCAGCCUUCGGGUCUAGCGCCGGAAGAAAUCACGAUGAUGCCGUGGAUGGGGCCAUACAAUGCACACAGGACGGCCGAGGAUGUGAAGAUCGAGGGGUUAUGGAUGACUCAUCUGAAGAAAUGGCAAGCAGAAGGGGAGGGGGAAGAUCGGGAGAAUGUCGGUCAGGGUGGUGAUCCACCGGGAGUUCGAGAGGUCAACCCGAUCAAGGAGGCAGUGGGCAAUAUCAAUAUCAUGAAGUCAAGGGAGUACAGGAUAAAGAGGACUCCGUAUCUGUUGAGGCCGGAGACGGUGGAGAGCUUUCAUUUGCUUUGGACGGUUACCGGGGAUAGUGUGUGGAGAGAGAGGGGAUGGGAGGUGUUUGAGGCUAUUGAGAGGAACACGAAGGUGGAGAAGGGGUAUGCCAGUGUGGAUGACGUGACACGGCUGCCGACGAAGAAAAUGAACAUGAUGCCGAGUUUCUUCUUGGCCGAGACCCUUAAAUAUCUCUACCUCCUCUUCACCGAUGAAGAGAUCAUCCCGCUUGACCAAUGGGUCUUUAAUACAGAAGCACACCCUCUCCCUGUCUUUGAGUGGUCUAAUUGGGAGAAGAAGCACUAUGGGAUCCCCUAAACACAAUACCCACUUAGCCUCACUUCAUCUCGCACGUUCCAGUCAAAUUGAACAUAACAUCACACC
Messenger RNA from Stereum hirsutum FP-91666 SS1, 1932 nucleotides. Its product is annotated as seven-hairpin glycosidase. The transcript has 9 exons. Bases 1 to 1866 code for a protein of 621 amino acids. The record is from RefSeq and is a predicted model, not a curated record. Gene Ontology annotation, biological process: N-glycan processing; carbohydrate metabolic process. Lineage: Eukaryota; Fungi; Basidiomycota; Agaricomycetes; Russulales; Stereaceae. Gene Ontology annotation, molecular function: calcium ion binding; mannosyl-oligosaccharide 1,2-alpha-mannosidase activity. Gene Ontology annotation, cellular component: endoplasmic reticulum; Golgi membrane.